Oryza brachyantha (malo sina) is the source of this 1989-nucleotide messenger RNA. RefSeq names its product cationic amino acid transporter 1-like. Gene Ontology annotation, biological process: amino acid transport; transmembrane transport. NCBI's taxonomy places the organism in Eukaryota, Viridiplantae, Streptophyta, Magnoliopsida, Poales, Poaceae. Bases 56 to 1837 code for a protein of 593 amino acids. Gene Ontology annotation, cellular component: plasma membrane. Gene Ontology annotation, molecular function: L-lysine transmembrane transporter activity; L-glutamate transmembrane transporter activity. The record is from RefSeq and is a predicted model, not a curated record. The transcript is spliced from 2 exons.
GCCGCCAUUAAUUCAAUUCAAAAGGAGUCCACGAGGAGAUCGAGCGAGCCGAGCCAUGGCGGUCGGCGGCGAUCACGGCGGCGGGGCGAGGCGGCGGGGGUGCGGCGGGUGCAGCAAGGGGGACUUCUUCCCGGAGGAGUCGUUCUCGAGCUGGGAGGCGUACGCGCGGGCGCUGCGGAGCACGGGCCCGCGGCUGGCCGACCGGCUGACGGCGAGGUCGCUGGACGCGACGGAGCUGCACCAGGUGCGGGCGCGCAGCGGCGCCGACAUGAAGCGGGACCUCAACUGGUGGGACCUCGCCUGGUUCGGCAUCGGCGCCGUCAUCGGCGCCGGCAUCUUCGUGCUCACCGGGCAGGAGGCCAAGAACGCCGUCGGCCCCGCCGUCGUCCUCUCCUACGUCGUCUCCGGCGUCUCCGCCAUGCUCUCCGUCUUCUGCUACACCGAGUUCGCCGUCGAGAUCCCCGUCGCAGGCGGGUCGUUCGCGUACCUCCGGGUGGAGCUGGGCGACUUCAUGGCGUUCGUGGCGGCGGGCAACAUCCUCCUGGAGUACUGCAUCAGCGGCGCGGCGGUGGCGCGGGCGUGGACGUCCUACUUCGCCACGCUGCUCAACCGCCACCCCAACGACUUCCGCAUCCACGCCGCCUCCCUCUCCGCCGACUACUCCCGCCUCGACCCCAUCGCCGUCGUCGUCAUCGCGCUCGUCUGCGCCUUCGCCGUCCUCAGCACCAAGGGCUCCUCCCGCUUCAACUACGUCCUCUCCAUCGUCCACGUCGCCGUCAUCCUCUUCAUCAUCGUCGCCGGCCUCACCAAGGCCGACGCCGCCAACAUGCGCGACUUCAUGCCCUACGGGCCCCGCGGCGUCUUCGCCGCCUCCGCCGUCCUCUUCUUCGCCUACGUCGGCUUCGACGCCGUCAGCACCAUGGCCGAGGAGACCAGGAACCCCGCCCGCGACAUCCCCAUCGGCCUCGUCGGCGCCAUGACGCUCACCACCGCGCUCUACUGCGUCCUCGCCGUCACGCUCUGCCUCAUGCAGCCGUACGGCUCCAUCGACCCCGACGCGCCCUUCUCCGUCGCCUUCGCCGACCGCGGCAUGGACUGGGCCAAGUACAUCGUCGCCUUCGGCGCGCUCAAGGGGAUGACCACCGUGCUGCUCGUCAGCGCCGUCGGCCAGGCGCGCUACCUCACCCACAUCGCCCGCACGCACAUGAUGCCGCCGUGGCUGGCCAAGGUGCACCCCAGGACGGGCACGCCGGUGAACGCCACCGUCGUGAUGCUCGUCGCCACCGCCAUCGUCGCCUUCUUCACCGACCUCAACAUCCUCUCCAACCUCCUCUCCAUCUCCACGCUCUUCAUCUUCAUGCUCGUCGCCGUGGCGCUCCUCGUCCGCCGCUACUACGUCUCGGGGGAGACCACCGCGGCCGACCGGAACAAGCUCGCGGCGUGCAUCGCCGCCAUCCUGGCGACGUCGGUGGCGACGGCCACGUACUGGGGCCUGAACCGGGGCGGGUGGGUGCCGUACGCGGUGACGGUGCCGGCGUGGCUGGCGGCGACGGCGUGCCUGUGGGCGUUCGUGCCGCAGGCGAGGGCGCCGAAGCUGUGGGGGGUGCCGCUGGUGCCGUGGCUGCCGUCGGCGUCCAUCGCCAUCAACAUCUUCCUGCUGGGCUCCAUCGACUCCAAGUCGUUCAUGCGGUUCGGGAUAUGGACGGCGGCGCUGCUCGUGUACUACCUCUUCGUCGGCCUGCACGCGUCCUACGACACGGCCAAGGCGCUCGCCGCGGAGGCCAGCGCCGGCGAGGUGGAGGACGGCGACGCCAAGCCGACCGCGACGCCCAUGUAAUGUAGCCGGCCGUACGUCGUAGGUGGAUGCAUUUACAUGGUGGAGCUCACCACGCACAGCACAAGGGUGUGGGGUGUGAUUGAAUCCUGAUGUGGUACUGAUACCAGUGUUACUCGAAAAAGAUUGUGCAAACAAGUUCAGCGUAUGGUGCA